Molecule: messenger RNA, 3616 nt
Organism: Paramacrobiotus metropolitanus
Lineage: Eukaryota; Metazoa; Tardigrada; Eutardigrada; Parachela; Macrobiotidae
Product: BTB/POZ domain-containing protein 2-like
Exons: 10
Coding region: 2169-3044 (291 amino acids)
Biological process (GO): neurogenesis
Cellular component (GO): cytosol
Molecular function (GO): protein binding
Source: RefSeq, a predicted model, not a curated record
CAGUACUUUGUUGUCUAGUAUAUUAAUUCAGGUAAAUCAUCUAACAGUUAACGCAGCAAAUGUUAAACUGGAAGCACGGAAAUCUUAAUUUAAAAUUUUAAACAACCAUGUCCAACACUGCUGAAACUGUUGAAACGUCUGCGAUUUCUCCCGACUGGCGGCCAGAGAUCCCGGGAUUACCAAUUUGUUGAAGCAUGUCCUGACCACCGGGCACAUGGGCGAUGUCCAGUUUUCAGUGGGACGGGAUCACGAUUUAUCCUCAGCCUCAACAGCGACGUUUUUGACGCAAUGUUCAAUGGAGAACUGCCGGAAAGCGGUCCAGAGCCCAUCGAUAUUCCUGAGAUUUUGCCAGAAGCAUUUAACGUGAUGCUCACGUACGUACUCUUAAGGUUUUUUGUUUUUGAGAUUUACGUAUCGCAUUGCCGUGAGCAGUAAAAUCCAUGGAAUAACGUUGCUGGGUACUUGCAUCUUGUUUCAGUUAUAUGUACACGGGUUCAGCCGAGGAACAACUAGGAACAGAGAAUGUUUUGCAGACUAUUUACUGCGCGGAUAAGUACAACUUGCCCGUGCUUUUAAAAGUGGGCCUGAAAUUCCUGAACAGCAAGCUGAAGAUCACCAACUGUCUGGAGAAUUUAGAAAAUGUCGGUUUGACAACUUUGCGCGAUAGAAGUCCCGUUAAAAAUUACUGCUGUUGACCGGUGUCUCACAGGUUAAAUAUUUGGUGCAUGAUUGUGCUAUGGCUUUUGUGGAGCAGCGCCUGGAGUUUGGUGGAUACAUACGCUAGAAAUAUUUUGCCAUCGAAACAGUUUGUUGCGAUUAGUCAGGGUACACUGGGAAUGAUUCUGCAACGGAAUUCUUUGUCGGUGGAUGAGAACACACUUUACAUGGUUGUGGAGAAGUGGGCUGCGGAAGCGUGCCGCAAGAAUAAUCUGGAUCUGUCCAGGGUUAACCGGCGUCAGAUGCUGGGUGAUGCUUUAUUUCAUAUCCGGUUUCCUUUACUGUCCGAUUCUCAGCUGGUUAACGGCCCGGCUAAGAAUGAUUUGCUGCUCGAAAGUGAACUGCUGGCAGUCUACAAAUAUAAGCAUGCCAAGAAAAAACCGCCCCUUCCGUUUCCGGUUGAACCGCGCAAGGGCGUGAAUCGCCUUUCAGCUAGUUUCCCUGAUGUACCUGAUUUCCAGCACUUAGAUCAGGUGUUUGCUUCCGUCGAAGGCGAAAACUGGCAUGCCGGAGAGAUUGUAGAAAAAGCGUCAUACGGUUUCCUUGUCAAAUUAAAAGGACACACGGUUAGCUUGUAUCAGUCGAAUCAGCUGGUGCGGGCCUCGGAUUUCCUGAAGCGAGGCCAGCCGAUUCUCUGUAGCUUCCGUCGCAUGAACCAUGAAACAUCUGAGCUGUGCCUUCAACCACAUGGGCCGCAUUGGAGGUAGUGGCAGGCAGGUUGAAGUAAACUUCAUGGAUUUGCGUGUAAGUCGCUCGCAAAUGGCGGCUUGGAAAAUUGCAAACCGUUAAUUACCAGGCAAGCGGGAUGUCCGGAGUUGUUUUCGGCCUUUCAGCUGUCCUUUGCCUAAUAAAAUAAAGUUGUUUAUGUUAUGUGUUUCUUAUUUGCUGCAUAAAUGGACGAAACUCACGAUUUUCAAGAAGCAAUAACAUCAACGAUGUAAUUGUCUCGAUACUAGAUCGGUCAAGAAGCGGCAUUGUCGUGUCUGCAACUCUGCAUUCUUCUGUGUCAGCUGCUUGUCGAUUAUGUGAUUGUAGUACUUAUCCUCUAUAAUUUAACAUUUUACCCGCAGUUUCGGUAUUGAAUUAGUUAAUCUUCUGGCAUGCCAGCCGUUCGCCGACUGUACAGAUACUGUUUGCCGCAUCGGCAAUUAUGGAUUACAAAAAGGCAGACGAUCAUGCAACUGCGUAUCAUGCUGAUAACCAACCAUGACGAAUCUGGCUGUUCAUGUGAAGUACAACGAUAGCCUCGAUGGAAUGCUGGCAAGCAUUAACAAGAGAAGUUAUAUUGUGGGAAUCCAGUCUCGAUGCGUACGCGCUGGAAUGCGGUUCUAUGAUUAUUCAAACGCACACUCUGAAACCUGAAACGUCGUUGUGGAUCGGACCGAUCGGCUGAUUAUCUGCUGUAGCACAGAUUUACGAGAACAGAACUGCGAUUUUGGGUAACUGUAAUAAUGUCUGAAAACUGCACAACCUCCCGGAUUAGCGAUUGGCGAUGUACAAGCCAUGGGAUUAGCAAUCUCCUGCAGCACGUGUUGGCUAGUGGACAGAUAAGCGACGUGAAAUUUGCAGUCGGACACGAGCACGGAACAGUGAGAGUGUUUUCCGCUCAUAAAUUUAUCCUCAGCCUGAACAGUGAUGUUUUUGAUGCAAUGUUCAAUGGGGAGCUAGCCGAAAGCGCUACGGAGCCAAUCAAAAUUCCGGAGAUACUGCCGGAAGCAUUCGCUGUUAUGCUCCAAUACAUGUACUCUGGUUCAACCGAACGGCAUCUCCAGACCGAAAAUCUGUUCCAGACUAUUUACUGUGCCGACAAGUACAACUUGCCGAUGUUGCUGGAAGCGUGUCUGAAAUUCGCCCGGAGCCAACUGAAAAUUGACAACUGCCUAAUGUUUCUGGACUACGUCAACCGUUUUAUGCAUAAUGCUGCUACUGGUGUUUUUGUGGAGAAGCGCUUGGCAAUGGUGGAUGCAUCUGCCACCACCAUUUUUCAGUCGGAUGAGUUUGCUGCGAUUGGUCAAGACACACUGACGAUGCUCCUGCAACGUGACACAUUGUUGGCGGAUGAACACACCAUUUAUACGGCCGUAGAAAGAUGGGCUGCUGAAACAUGCCGGCGGAAUAAGCUGGAGGUGUCCGGCGUUAAUCGGCGCAAAAUGCUGGGCAUAGCCGUUUUUCAUGUCCGAUUUCCGCUGCUCACCGAUUCUCAGCUAGCCAGCGGCCCUGUCAAGAAUGGUUUACUACUGGAAAGUGAAGUAGUGGCUCUGUACCAGUAUAAGCAUACCAUGCCGAACCGUCUCUGCCCUUUCCUGUUGAGCCACGAAAAGGAUUAAGCUUCCAUUUCCAGCUCGGGGAGCGAGUUUUUGUUUAUAUCGAUAACCAGAAUUGGCACCCGGGUGCAGUCGUGGACAUUAAUGAAUCUGGCAUUACAGUCAUGCUGCACCGCGGACUGAUUAGUAUAACUACACCAGAUCAUGUAGUGCGAGCUGCGGAUAUCUUGAGAAACGGCCAACCCGUUUUUUGUGACGGAAUGGAGGCGUGCCACAUUACGUAUGUUUCAUCUCAAGGUGAUCGGCACACCAUUCGAUACGUUCCCUGCGCACCGGCACAGCUUAUCAGCGGAGUUCACUUCCUGGAACUUCGCAUUGGUCGCGAACAGAUGACGGCCUGGAAGGCAGCCAACGGCCACUAGUUGUCGAAUACUGGCGAACUGUAACGGCCUGGCAACAGUCUCAUGGUUCGUUUUGAAAACACGGAAAACAGGCUGUGCUAUCUGCAAUCAGUGUUCUCUAUAAAUUUAUAUUAUUGUGUUUUCUCAUUUUUGUAAGAUUUUCAAGUUCCUCGUCUAUAGAUGUACCUACGUACCGGUACGUACAGACGUUCCAAAAAGGAAGUUAAGCAAGCU